Molecule: messenger RNA, 2852 nt
Organism: Magnolia sinica
Lineage: Eukaryota; Viridiplantae; Streptophyta; Magnoliopsida; Magnoliales; Magnoliaceae
Product: protein MICRORCHIDIA 2-like
Exons: 17
Coding region: 68-2020 (650 amino acids)
Cellular component (GO): nucleus
Molecular function (GO): ATP hydrolysis activity
Source: RefSeq, a predicted model, not a curated record
AUGGUUCGGAUUUUGCACGUGUACGCUGCCACGUGCGGAGCUGCAAUGCUUGUAUACGCGGGAGGGCAUGGGAAGAAAGCUACUUGUAAAGAACCCUCUACCUUCUCUCCUACUCUUCUUUCCUGCGCAAUUCAAAACCAGAAAAUCCGAGGAAAUGCCAGUGAAACCCGAGAUCGAUUCCACUAACAUCGUCGAUCUCGGUAGCAGUGACGAUGAAGAUGAUAAUAGUGUUCGGCAAUCUAACACCGGAGCCCACGAACCGACCCCACCCAUGGCCCACCGUCUGAGUUCAAGCAAUCCAAACACAGGCGAGUCCCGCAGUUUCUGGAGGGCGGGUGCCUAUGACGCCGUUUCUACUCCGGCUCCUACCGCCACAGGUCAGCUGGAGCAUGCGCGUGUGCACCCAAAGUUUCUACACUCCAAUGCGACAUCACACAAAUGGGCUUUUGGAGCUAUUGCGGAGCUUUUGGACAAUGCAGUUGAUGAGAUUUGCAAUGGUGCAACCUUUGUAAAGGUGGAUAGAAUUUACAAUAAGAGGGAUAAUAGUCCAGCAUUGCUUUUUCAAGAUGAUGGAGGGGGAAUGGAUCCAGAGUGUAUGCGGCAAUGUAUGAGCUUGGGGUACUCUUCAAAGAAGACAAACACAACAAUUGGACAAUAUGGUAAUGGCUUCAAGACAAGCACAAUGCGACUAGGUGCCGAUGUCAUUGUUUUUAGUCGCAAAAUUUUUGGAAGCCGAAUAACACAAAGCAUUGGUCUUCUAUCAUAUACCUUUUUGAGAAGAACUGGGCAGGAUGACAUACUUGUUCCAAUGGUUGAUUUUGACAUAGUUGAUGAUCGUGCACAACCAAUAAUUUAUAGCUCACAAGAGGAUUGGAUUGGUAACUUCAAAAUUAUCCUUGAGUGGUCUCCCUUCUCUUCAAAGGAGGAGCUUAUGCAACAGUUUGAGGAUAUUGAAUCUCAUGGAACAAAAGUAAUUGUAUAUAACUUAUGGCUUAAUGAUGACGGCGUUUAUGAAUUGGAUUUCGAUGAUGAUGAUGAGGAUAUACAAUUGAGAGAUGAACCCAAUUUGUUAAGCUUGUCAAAAUCACCCAAGGCAACAAUCCAAUCACAUAUUUCACACCGCAUUCGAUAUUCAUUGCGGGCAUAUGCUUCCAUUCUUUAUCUUAGGAAAUUUACAAAUUUCCACAUCAUAUUAAGGGGAAAACCUGUCGAACAACUUAGCAUUGCCGAUGAGUUAAAAUUUUCGAAAGUAAUACCUUACAGACCACAAGUUGGGAUGGCUUUGAGAGAGGUGACAGUGGAAACAACCAUAGGGUUUGUAAAGGACGCCCCCACUCUCAAAGUCUGUGGGUUCAAUGUCUAUCAUAAAAAUCGCCUGAUAAUGCCAUUCUGGAAAGUUCUCCAUGAAGGUUCUAGCAGGGGAAAGGGUGUUGUUGGUUUUCUUGAGGCAAAUUUUAUCGAGCCUGCCCACGACAAACAGGAUUUUGAAAGAACAGCUCUGUUCAUACGGCUGGAAAUGAGGCUUAAGCAAAUGAUUCUCGACUAUUGGAAAAGCCACUGCCACUUGAUAGGACUAGGCUUACAAAGGCCGGGCAUGCAUAAUAUGUGGAAUGAAUUUCCUACUUCUCAACCUUUCAGCGGACUUGAAGCAAAUUUGCCGCAGGAUUUUGCUUCUGAGCAACCUGUCGUUGGACUCGCAGCUAAUUUGCAGAAAGAAUUGCCUACAGCUCAACCAAUCAUUGGACUAGCAGCUGUCAGUGGAAUUGAACAGAGUACAUCCUACCAAAGCAUGUUCUACAAACAGGUGCCAAAUCGGCAUGAUCAAAAGCCAGAAAAUAUGGUGAAUAUGCAGGUGCCAAUCCAAGCAAAUGGACAUCAAGCAGGCCAGAGUGACGGAAGGCGGGGGCUUGGGGCACCACGUCAUCACUCAUCUUUUUGUGGGAAGAAGCUAUGCUAUCAUGAUGUUUUGUUAAAAAAAAAAAACUGCAUUGCAUCAUGGAGGCUUCUUUCUGUAAAAUGACAAGUGUACUUGAAUCCCAUUCUCCAAAAGUCCUAAUUGUAUUUAAUGAUUUAUGGGUAAUCUGAGUCCUGAAUUGGGAAGUCUUGUGAGAAAUUAUAUAGGAGAAUUUCACUGGUGUUUCCUGUCCUUAUGGCGAGGUGACAUCUAACCCGGUGGAAAGUAUUGAUGCUUUGAGAGGGAUUCCACAUCAUUUCAUCAUCAUCUUUUUGCUCUUGCAAAAAGGGGAUAUGAGAAGGUUAUGCGGUUGGCUUGUAGGCAUCACUUUCUUAGUACUCUUGUUUGCUUUUCUUCAACAAACAUCUGAGUCCAUUUGCCUCUUACCAACCUGAGAAAUUUUCUUCUUCUUCUAUGCUAUAUCUUAAAAAACACAUCUCUUUAAAGCACUUCUCUCUCUUCUAUGAUAGGGCAUACAUGUUAAGGAUUAGAGCCAUUAUGAGGCUGUGUCAUUCAUUAUGUGUCCUUGGCCCAAAAAUCAAGACACUCCACUCAUAAAAUGGACCACAUCAAAACUUUGAAUAUGGGCUGUUGGCCAUUUUAUCUUCUGUCCAUUUGUAUCAUACACAUUGCCCAACUGAUGAGUUGCCUGGCCUGAUUCUUUGUCAAGGCAUGUUCACCAUGGCCUCACCUAAUGAAUGGUCCUGAUCUCCCACAUGUACCAUGUUGGCAUGUGUGCUUCUAGGCUCCUUCCAUUUCACUCCCAAGCAUGGUCACAAUAUCCCUGUCCCAUCCACGUGCAUUGCUCAUGCCAGUUACUAGUUAUAGCAUUAUAAUUUUCCAUAUUUUUUAACGUCAUUAUAGCCAUGACAGCCUUUAUUUGCAACUGACUGAAAAA